AUGCCAAAUCCCGCAUCAUACAGAACCGCGCUCGAAGUUGAAAAGGAGCUCCUCAAGAGCCUUGCCGAGAAAGAGCCUACGUUUGCUGAAAUAUCCCAUUAUCUUUCGGAGUUAGUUGCUCCCCUCCUGCCGUCUUGCGGUGCUUUGGAUGUUGAACCUCGCCUCUGGGAUGCGCAUCUUAAGAUCAACACCCGAUUCCGCAAAUUGCUCUCUCGCUUCCGGGAGGAAAGCGGAAAGAAGAAAAAGCCGGUAGAGAGGCGGAAGCUCGAGAAACAUUACCUCGAGUUUAUCAAAUCAAGUCAACGAUUCUAUCGAGCUUACAUCCAACAACUGUCCUCCCACUUUGGUGGCAUCCCGGAGCUGGAAAAGGUCGCGCGGAAAUUCAAUUCUGACAAUCUAUCCGCGGAGCCUCCGAUCCGAACUUCCGAAGCCCUCAGAACGCACAUCCUUCAAUCAUGCCAUUCGACCCUCAUCCGUCUCGGUGAUCUCUCGCGCUACCGCGAGACCGAACUGGUCAGCAAGAACCGCAAUUGGGGUCCAGCCAUAGGUUACUACGACCUGGCUACAUUGAUUUACCCAGCCUCCGGUGCCCCUCAUAACCAAUUGGCGGUCAUUGCUCUGGCCGACGGGAACCAUCUAAGGGCCACUUACCAUCUGUAUAGAGCGUUGGCUGCUCAAGAGCCACACCCUUCAGCCAAGGGUAACCUUGAGAUUGAAUUCAGGAAGGUCAUGAAUGCGUGGGUCAAACGAGAGUUGAUCCGACCCGAAGACGCUGGCAUUCCCGGAAGGUCAUUGGCCCCUUGGUUUGUAUACCUUCACGCACAGUGUUACAGAGGGAUUGAUUUCCCUGAACAUGACGAGCUUGAAAGUGAAGUUCUGAACCAACUUGCCGUGGAUCUGAAGGAACGCUCCUUGGAAGGUACUUUACAGAAGUUCUGCCUGAUCAACAUCGCUGCUGAGGAAUUUUCGCGGACUCACACGAGUGAGGAUUCCACAUCCAAUGCCCGCUCGUUCUUUCAGCGGAUCAACGUGAAGACCUUCUUUACAUUGCUCCAGAUCCUCCUGGCCGAAGUAGAACGGUUUGCGGUUGAGGAUCCAAGCAACAAAGACGCCAAAACCGGACCUGAUAAGGUUACUGUUGUCGCACGACGUGUCCUUCCGGCGCUUCGGAAUUACAGCUCUUGGCUCCUUACGGCCAGCAGCCUAUUGGUGUCCUAUCAAGGAGAGAAGGACAGUCCUCUAGCUGUCCAGAUAAUCGAGUUCUGGAAAAUUUACGCCAACACUUUAACCCUUCUUGCGUCGACGUUCGAUGUAGUGAAUUUGCCUGAGAUUGACUAUUUGCUGGAAGAGGACGAAGAGACCUUGUGCUUUGCGCCCUUGGCCAAAGAGGCAACUUCCCGGAGGUAUCUUAGCUCGAAUGGCCAGCAGAAGCCCCGAAUGAACGAUCCUGGGGUAGAAAGGAAUCACCCCAAUAUGGAGAUGCUCUACCGGAUCCGCGAAUUUGUUAUUGAUGGCUUGGAUCUCGUCGUGAGCAAGAAAAUACCCAUUGCCCUGGUGGACGACGAAGACAAGAAAACAUUCAUUUACCAGGAAGAAGGGCUCCCUUCGCAAUUCUUCGCCAGUCCCUCGGGCCAUCACCAUACGAUCUCAUCUGCUAGUAUCGAACGGGACGACAUUCAAAAGGCAGCACCUGAUCCCAGCCACAACAUUGACACUAGGAGUGUCUUUGGUGGGUCACAGGCCGCCUCUGCAUCAAUGUCUGCUAGCAUGCAUCGGAUUGUGGAAGGUGUGGAAAGAUUAGUUGAAUCUGACACCUACGAGAAUGCCCCGGCCGUACCAGAGCAGCUGGCUUUUGCACGGAGCAGCAAUCAACAGCGACCAUCCAGCCAGUUCUUCGAUUCGAGCAUGGAUUCAAUCUUCCAAGAGGAUCUUCUUCCCAGGCAGACCCCUGCUGCUCCCCCCGGACUCGUACCCCCUGUGACUGGUUCUGCACCUCUCGUCCGAGUGUCGUCUUCCCACUCUUACACCCCCCGACCAGCCCUUCCCGGUAUUCCAAGCAUUUGGAACACAGCUCUGUCGCCGGAACUCGGUGACGCGCCUUCGCCGCGGACUCCGCCAGGUCUGGGACAACACUACCCGGCUUCCAUGCUGCCUGGAAACAUCACCAGCCCCAACCAUCAUCUACCGACUCAGGAUAUGAUCGCUAAUGAGCUCAUGCUCCGGCAGAGCAUGAUAAACCAAGCCUCGAGGCACAGUCCGCUCAAUGGACCUAGCACCAUACCCUCCUCCUGGAUGCCCUCGCCCAGCUCUACGUCGCACCACCGCCUUUCUGGAUUCUCAUGGGACCGAACCUUAGUAGAUACCGCUGCAAACACCCCUGGUUCCUUAGGAGUGUCCAGCCAACCCAUGUCCAGCGGCCUAAGUAAUGCAUCGUGGGCCAAUAAUGCAUUUAUCGCCAGCAGCUUCCCGUCCGGAACAGGGUUCCCUAGUUCCGGUUUCACCAACAGUCGUAAAUCCGCCACGCAAUACGGUGCCAUCGGGCAGACCCCUCCUUGCGGCCAUGGAGGCUGA
Molecule: messenger RNA, 2571 nt
Organism: Aspergillus niger
Lineage: Eukaryota; Fungi; Ascomycota; Eurotiomycetes; Eurotiales; Aspergillaceae
Exons: 6
Coding region: 1-2571 (856 amino acids)
Biological process (GO): nuclear-transcribed mRNA catabolic process, nonsense-mediated decay
Cellular component (GO): telomerase holoenzyme complex
Molecular function (GO): protein binding; telomerase RNA binding; telomeric repeat DNA binding
Source: RefSeq, a predicted model, not a curated record